Phaeodactylum tricornutum CCAP 1055/1 is the source of this 905-nucleotide messenger RNA. RefSeq names its product cytochrome c6, cytochrome c553 (gene PetJ). Bases 412 to 813 code for a protein of 133 amino acids. Lineage: Eukaryota; Bacillariophyta; Bacillariophyceae; Surirellales; Neidiaceae. Gene Ontology annotation, molecular function: electron transfer activity; iron ion binding; heme binding. The transcript is spliced from 2 exons. The record is from RefSeq and is a predicted model, not a curated record.
CCGUUUCCCAUCGUUCUCACUUUUCAUUCCCGGAUGAUAAGGAGUACCUAUUGGAACAUAGAAAUUUGAAAAUAUAGGUAAGUCGUAAGACUACCUGUAGUAGUCUUGCGCGCCAGCUAGGUACUUCGUUGUGUCUGACCAAGAGACAAAACCAACCCCGGAGACUAAAUUGAAGGCGUAUCUUCGGGGCUCUUGACAUCGGCGGAAUCUUGCUUUUCGAAGUGAUCCCUCGUGAGCGUUCCCGUUCACGUAGAACACCUGUAGACUUACUACUUGGAAAACGAGCUUGCAGGUCGGUUGGUUCGGUGCCUCUCGAAUGCCAUGACGUGUUGGGCGACGGAAGCCCCCGAUCUUUCCGCUCUCAACAUCCAUACUUUCCAGUGUCAGCGUUUGUAAACGAAUACCAUCACCAUGAAGCUCGCAGUUAUCGCAACUCUUCUCGCCACUGCCUCGGCAUUCUCCAUCCAGGCUGAAUUCAGUAAGGUCGCCAAGGGUGCCGCCGCCGUCGGUGUUGGUGCCGUAAUUGCCGCCGCCCCGGCACUGGCUGGGGACGUCGGUGCUGGUGAGCAAAUCUUCAACGCCAACUGCGCUGCCUGCCACGCCGGUGGACAGAACGUCAUUAUGCCGGAAAAGACCCUCGAGAAGGAAGCCCUUGAUCAAUACCUUGCCGGCGGACGUUCCGAGAAAGCCAUUAUCUCCCAGGUCACCGGAGGAAAGAACGCCAUGCCUGCAUUUGGCGGACGUCUAUCGGACGAAGAAAUUGCCAAUGUUGCCGCCUACGUUCUUGCCUCGGCUGAAGCCGGAUGGGAGUAAAGAGUCGGGCUGUGCUACUAUUUUCCUAACGUAUAGACCAUCUUUGAUCCUUGGCUACUUCGUUAUAAUAGUUCAAGUAUUAGGUGUUAGUG